Messenger RNA from Boleophthalmus pectinirostris (great blue-spotted mudskipper), 7091 nucleotides. It is a transcript of the gene hgfb, whose product is annotated as hepatocyte growth factor. The transcript is spliced from 18 exons. The coding region runs from base 122 to 2284 and encodes 720 amino acids. The record is from RefSeq and is a predicted model, not a curated record. Lineage: Eukaryota; Metazoa; Chordata; Actinopteri; Gobiiformes; Gobiidae. Gene Ontology annotation, biological process: hepatocyte growth factor receptor signaling pathway; positive regulation of protein phosphorylation; negative regulation of apoptotic process. Gene Ontology annotation, molecular function: serine-type endopeptidase activity; signaling receptor binding.
CCUCCGCGCAGUGUGGAGAGACCAGUUCUACGGAACGCACGACCGCUGCGCGCUAUACGUAACUCUCACUCACUCGUGGUAUUAUUUUUCCCUUGUUUUAUUUAUUUAUUUUUUACGUACGAUGUCCUGGGCUGACGCAAUGUGGAUUUACACGCUUGUUUUGGGAUUGCUCGUCAUGUCCAUGUUUGCGGAGGGCAAGAGGAACGCCCUGCAGGACUACCAGAGGACGGACAGCCUCAAACUGGUCGUGUCCUCCCCUGACCCGUCCCACCUGACCCGGAGCAGGAGGGUCCCCAUGGCCAGGUGUGCUCGCGCCUGCAGCCGCAACAAGAGACUGCCUUUCUCCUGCAGAGCCUUUCUCUAUGACCAUAAAAACAGGAAGUGCCAGUGGUUAUCCUUUGACCGGAACUCUCCAGGAGUCCAGGCCGUGCAGAACUUCAACUUUGACCUGUACCAGAAGAAAGACUAUGUGCGGGAGUGCAUUGUGGGUACCGGACAGAGUUACCGGGGGCGACGAUCGGUGACUGUGGACGGGGUCAUGUGCCAGGCCUGGUCUUCACCCAUCCCACAUGAGCACAAGUUUAUGGCGAGAAGGUUCCGGAAGAAGGACCUGAGGGAGAACUACUGCAGGAACCCAGACAACUCAACUGUGGGGCCCUGGUGCUUCACCACUGACCCCCGGCCCCACAUGAGGCACCAGCAGUGUGGCAUCCCCCAGUGCUCUCAGGUGGAGUGUAUGACCUGCAAUGGGGAGGACUACAGAGGACCCAUGGACCACACAGAGACUGGGAAGGAGUGUCAGCGCUGGGACCUGGAGGAGCCCCACAAGCACCUGUACCAUCCUAAAUGGUAUCCAGACCGAGGCCUGGAUGAUAACUACUGCAGGAACCCGGACGGGCGUCAGAGGCCCUGGUGCUUCACCACAGACCCCCAGACACCGUGGGAGUACUGCCACAUCAGAGCCUGUGACACUCCCCCUAAGCACACAGUGGAGGAGACUACAGAGUGUACCCAGGGCCGAGGAGAGGGCUACAGGGGCACAGUGGACACGACCCCCACUGGACUGACCUGCCAGCGCUGGGACAGACAGUACCCACACAACCACUCGUUCAUCCCAGAGGCCUACCCCUGCAAAGACCUGAAGGAGAACUACUGCAGGAACCCAGAUGGCCGAGAGUCUCCCUGGUGUUUCACCACAGACCCACGGGUGCGCAUGAUGCUGUGCACCCACAUCCCUCAGUGUGGAGCCCACAACAAGCCCCUCAAAGACUGCUACGAAGGGUUUGGAGAGAAUUACCAAGGAGACCUGUCCCGAACACGCUCCAACCUGCCCUGCACCCCCUGGAGGGAGCACGCCAACAGUGGCGAGAGGGGGAUGCAGGUGCCAGGUUUGGAGGGCAGCUCUUGCCGAAACCCAGAUAAGGACAAGCACGGGCCCUGGUGUUAUACAAACAACUCAGCCAUACCAUGGGACUACUGCAAUAUAAAGCAAUGUGAGAUUCCACAGAACACCCUUCCACUGGGGGAGCUGUCGUCCGUGGGCUGCUUCAUCCACAAGAAGCCCAGGAUUGUGGGAGGCAGUCUGGUCAGCAUCACCGACGGCAUCUGGAUGGUCAGCAUACAGAAAGGGUCCAUGCACUGGUGUGGAGGCUCUCUAAUUCGAGAAGAAUGGGUCCUGACUGACCAGCAGUGCUUUUCCUCGUGUGUUCCAGACCUGAGCGAGUACAGGGUGUGGCUGGGCAUCUCCAGUGUAGAAGAGGGAGCUCCUGAUUGGGCGAGAGGACAGGAGGUCAGCAUCGCUCAUGUGAUCUGUGGGCCCGAAGGAUCCAGCCUGGCUCUUCUACGCCUCUCGAAACCCGCCCUCCCCACUGAAAAUGUCCACACCAUCCAGCUGCCUGUGGCCGGCUGCUCCAUCCCAGAGGGCACCACGUGUAGGAUGUACGGCUGGGGAGAGACCAAAAACACGGGUCAUGACGAGAUGCUUAAGGCGGUUAACCUCCCCAUCGUGAGCAACGAGAGGUGUGAGAAUCUGCACAAGGGAAACCUGCGAAUCAGCAACAACAAGAUCUGUGCAGGAGGGAGAAAGAACGAAGGGGUCUGUGAGCGGGACUACGGCGGGCCCCUGGUGUGUCAGGAUGGGGACAUCCGGGUGAUCGUGGGCGUGAGCGUGCACGGACGAGGCUGUGCACGCACCAACCAGCCCGCCGUCUUCAUCAACGUGCCCUACUACACACAGUGGAUCUACAAGGUCUUCAAGCACUACCCCAACCCGGACAUGAUGUAGUCCCGGGCCCCAACCCAGAUCUGGUGUAGUUCGGUGAGGACCCAAAGAACCGGACUGGACUACUGUAAAGACUCUGCUGCUCUGGUGGUGCUCCGGAUCCUGCCGUGGUAAACAUGCAAUGAGAAGAGAGAUUUAUGAAUGUACUGUCAAUGGAAGUUCAAGACAAAAGAAUUCUGCUUAAACACACGUCUGUUCACAUGUUCACAAAUGAAGUUCAAAAUUGUUAAGACUGUAAAUAUAAAAGACAUGAGCGUGCUUAUAUUUAUAUCUUCAACUCAGCGGCUGCAGAUAAUGGUGCCUUUCACUACUUAAAGUAAAAUACAGUGUCCUCUAUUGGUAUUUUGUCUAGGGUCAUAUUUAAGGCGAUGUAGGAAUUCUUGAGUUGUAGAGACCAUUUUUUGCCUUUAGUUAUUGCACUCUAUAAGGACGGGAUAGUUUUGUCUCUCGUCUAUUGAGUGCAUAAUUAAAUUUAAUUCUAAAUAUAUACAAAAUCUUAAGUCAAACACCUUGAAGGUCGCCUGCCAUACACUCAAUUAACCUCAUGCAGAUCUCUGGCUGUGUCUGGAUGUCCACACUGUCCCCUGCUUAAGGCACUAUUUAGGGGUCACGCAAUUUUUAGUGGUGUCCGAAAGUCCGGUGAGUGGAAAAAGUUGUGAACUCAAACUUUCCCACAAAGCAUCUUGAAAUGUAGUGUCCAGUAGGCCUUAUUGCUGAAGUAAAUUUAGACGAUAAAUGAUAAUGACAAGAGAUGAUAAGAGUAGAUUAAAACAACAAAAAAUAUUCUAAAUGUAAAGUUUUGUUUUAAAAAAAUCAAGAGCUGCAAUAAAUAAACAGCAGAAUGAAACUUUUUCCUACUUAGUUUGCAUCUGUAAUGAACCACAGAAGUUAUUAAUUAAAUGUUCUGCAGCUUAAUUUAUAUUUGUAUAGCCAAAAGCCAAAAAAUAACCAAAAAUUUCCCAUUUGUGUAUAAAUAUUGACCCCCAAAAUAUUGUUCCAGCUUUUAUAUUCAACGAAAAGUCGAUAUAGUAAUCAUUGUGACAGGCCUAGUGUCCAGAGCUGGUCACGAAGCUGGUCAAUAUAGACCACAAUGCAUUGCUACAAUAAAAAGCAAUAGGUAUUUGACUGGACAAAACCUAUGAAAGCAGAUAGAAGCGCUGGUUUAUCACGUGGUUGGUCCCUGAUUAUGAAUACAACAUUAUUAAAGGUUCAUUGCUCAACUUUCCUGGUGGAGAGUCUGUCACCCGUUUGUCUUAAUGGAGAUGUUAUUGCUUCUACUGGCUACAUUAUAGGUCAAAUCUGUGGAGAUACAACCGUAUUCACAGAGAUAAUUUCUGUAUUUAUCAGCAAUAGGACGGAUCUGUUUAAUGUCAUACCAUGGAACAUUCCUCGAAAAGCAAUAACAUCUCCAUUGAGACAAGCAGGUGACGGACCCUCCACCAGAAAAGUUACACAAUGCACCUUUAAAUAAACUUUUUCUGUAUAAAGUUGUAGCUGCUUUCCUUAGCUUGAGCUGUCAAAAGAUUGAUAACUUCUCUAUUUUAGACAAAAAGUUGAACAAUGAGUCUGUUUACCUAAGAUCUAGCUUUGAAAAAUGUAUUAGUUCAUAAAUAAUCGUGUGCCAGUCGGAUUUUAGCAUUAUUUAUUACAGAAAUCCAGAGACUUUUUUCACCCAGACACCAGAGUCACGUGACCUGACUGUAGAGAGCUGAGCGUCUGAAUCUCUUUGUGAAUCAGUGCACUGUAUAGUCCGCUAAAGCGUGCAGGCCUAUGCAGUGAGGGGCAAGGUGGCUUAGGGGGGACAUUCAGACAAAGCCGUGGAAGCCCCGAUCAUCACACUUUUGGGGGAGUCAAAAUGGAAUGUUCAUUUAUCUUUAAAAUAAAUACCAACCUCUUUCUUUUUAUGUACAAAAUUUACCAAUGGUUUCAAUAUUAAAUUAAUAGAAGGCACUGUAUUUCAUAUCCAAGUCACUUCCAUUCACCACGCACUUUUAUCUUUUUUCUUUUAUAAUGCUGUUUCCUCAUCAAAAACAUCCCUGGAGUUUUGUUUAGUUUCAUUCGCACACAUUUAACACAUAAAUCCUUCAUAUUUAGGCUGAUAUUAGGCUGACAGAAAACACUCUCUUCCAUCUUGUGACAUCAUGUGGCAAAACAGGAAGUGAUCCACUGUGUUUUCACCUUAACUAUAGUCAUUUAGAUAAUUUCCACCCUGGAAUUGCCAAUCUCUACAGAACUAAAGGUAAAAAGUAGCUGUUAACAUGAAAACUACCGCUACAUGACAUCUCAAGGUGGAUUGUAGCUUUGGAGAUACAUGCGUGAACAAAACAAAACACAACUCCAGGUAUGUUUUGGUGAAGUAACAACAUUCUAACACAACUUAAAGCUCACAAGAGUCAAUUUUGUGUAAUGUAGGACCUUUAGCUCAGCAGCAAAUCAGUCAUAGUUGAACACGGUUUUGCUUCCUGGCGUUACUUGAAUCACAGAUAGACCAAAGACGUAGACCCGUGCAUGGACAGGGCGCAUAGACUGAGAGCAUCCACCGGGGGGGCGCUGCUAAGGACACUGGGCCGAGCUCGCGUGAAGUGCUCCUUAUGUACAUAGUAUUUUAAUGAGUGCGUUUCUGACACUCGCCUAUACAUUUGGGUCUUAUAGAUCUAUGAGCAGAAUGUUUGAAGGGUAACUUAUGUACAGUUUUGUCAUGUAAACAUUUCAUCAUUUCAUUAUGGUAAAGUUUUCUGUUUUGACCAAUAGCCAACCACUGAAAUGUCAGAUUAAAGGUGCAUUGUGUAACUUUUCUGAUGCAGGUUGUCUCCAUGCAGAGGUGGGUACUACUCACUUACAUUUACUUAUUUACUUGGAUAUGUUUUUAAAGAGGGGGUAUUACACUUUUAUUGUUUUGAAAAUGCUAUAUUCGUUGGAAACAAUGUAUUGACUUUCUGCCUUUACUCCCCGUGCAAAGUCACUCCCCCUUCAGAGCGCUAUCACAACCCAAUCAGUGUGCAUCUCUCUUAUGAAACUACUGCACAUCGCAUCAGCUUUGUCAAGUAGAUGUGUACAGUUUUUGUAUGUUCAUGGAGUAUUUUUGUGGGAGCAUGGGUGAUGUAGGCUUGUUGGCUGAGAAUUGGACAGAACCGGAAGGAGGGUUUGAAUAGGACUUGGGAGAGAUCACUUAAUUGCUCAAAGAUGCAUGGAUACAUCUAAAACCUCUUCAGGCUGCGUGGUUUUGAACGUCAUAACAUUUUAGAAAGGUCAAAAGAAUCAAUACCCCCUCUUUAAAAACAUUGUAGUUGGCUAGUGUUUUUCUAGCAGCAUACUUUUACUUCUACUUGAGUAAUAUUUUUAUUGAAGAAACAGUACUCUUACUUGAGAUUUGGUGACUUUCCUCACUGUGAGUAAGUCUAAAAGUGAUAAAAGUUUGAUGUUGUUGUUACUCUUACUUGAGUAAUUUUUGGCUACUCUAUCCACCUCUUUCUCCAUGAUGUUAUCACUUUGCCUGGAAUGUUCCACAGUAUGGCAUUAAACAUAUCUGUCUUGCGUUUAUUCAAUUAUAGGUGUCUUUAAUUUGUUAAUUUAAAAAAAUAUAUUUGUAUUAAAUUGAAAAACAUGCAGUGAAUGGGCUCGCCUUUUCACAGAUCAGAGAAGUAACUUAGUCUGGUAACGCCACCUGCUUAACUGCCGGGAGAUAGAUUAAAUAGUUAAAUAGUAGAACAUUCCAGGCAAAGCAAUAACAUCACUAUGGAGACCAACUUAGCAAGAAAAGGUACAUAGUGUUGCUUUAAUGAGAAUGAAAAUUUUUAAAAAUCAAUGAAUUUGGAUCUCCAUGAGUCCAAAAAAGGAUCAUAUUUAAGUUUUAUCUUGAGAAACAAAUGAGCUAGUACUAGUACUAUUUGCAUGUAAGAUAACUAAAACCAAAUUUGAAAAGAAAAACAAAUUUAAAGCGACAGUAUGGAACUGUUUGGGCAUUUCUAAAAAUAGUUUGUGUUUAUUGCACUGAAAAGCUUCAAUCCUUGCAGUGAGCGGCUUGCAUCUCCACAAACCUGACUCUUAUUCAGCCUGGAAGAGGGCUUGCCCUUGUUUGUUUUCAUGGAAAUGUUGUUCCUAUAACUAUAAUAUUCCACAGUAUGGCAUAAAAUAUUUCCCCAUGGAGAAUCUUUCAAAAUAUGGUUAUAACUGUAAUCUAUUUCCAAUGAAUCACACAGUUUGCAGCUGGCCUCCUCCAGAAAGUCACAUACUGUGCCUUUCAAGUUCAUAAUAAAACAUAUAAUAAAUAGGGAUGGUUUUAGUGUCAACAUUUGGAUUGAAUAAAAAGGGUCCCAUAGUUCCAAAAAACAGCACUAGAAUGGAAUAAAAAAACAUUAAACUAAAUAAAUCCAAAAGUAUGAGGCCAAAAUUGGAAACUAAAAUGUAUAUAUUAAGAAUUAUGUUUAAAUCUCACACUGCGUUCUAUCUUUCGUCCCAUCCAUAGUAAUAAAUCUUGGCGUUCCAACUCAAAAUAUGGGCUCACAAAAGUAAUCAAAAAUCUGUAUUAAUACAGAAAAUGGUGACUUAUUCUCAAGAUAGAACUUAUUCACAAGCAGGUCUGUUUUCUCCAUAACAAUAAUAUGCUUUAUAUAAUGUUUCAUGUAUGUAUUUGUAUAUUAGCAUCACAUACGCUGUCACAAUAUUGUUAAUAAAGUACAAUUUGUCUGAAUGAUCCUUUUUAAGUCAAGUGAAAGCACUGAAGAGGCUUAAGCUGCUAUGUUUGAUGAACCUGUACAAUGUUGUAUGUAUAUGACUGUAUAUGUCCUAUAGGAGUAUAUUACCCACGUUA